AAGUAAGUUUCUCAAUGAAAGUUAUUCAACAAGUGUCGUCUUACUCAUCUCCUCCUCCUGACUGGGAGUUAUUGGAUUUCCCCUUGUGCCCCAUUUUGUUAGGAAUGAGGAAGGUUGUCUCUAACACAGCCAACCUUGAUAAGUCUUGUUGAUGACUGACCACAAAGAACAAGACAGCUAUCGUUGCACACUAACAUGGCGCAGACCGAGAGAUAUGUACCGUACUUUAAGUUUAUACUUGCUUUCUCAGGUGCAGUUUGCAUCUAUGCACAGAGAAGUCGUGAACUUUGUCUCAGCAGAGGAUGCUUUGAGUCAGGUGAUAAUCACAUAUCUGUGACACUGGAUGGUGACAAAGUCUACUAUGUAGACUUUAAAAAAGGAGAAGUCAUUUGGGAUAGUAGAGUCCCUACAUUUUUGCAUGUUCCCUGGGCUUACAAAUAUGCAAUACAUUAUCAAUUUGCAUGCAAGAGCGAUUUGCAGAGAUGGAAACCAGACGAGUCAGCCGCAACAAAGACUAAAGAGGCCCCAGAAAUCCUCAUCUACCCCAGAGAUGAAGUGAUAAAAGAGAAAGAAAACAUUCUCGUCUGCUUCAUCAACCAUUUCUUUCCUCCGCUCAUCAACAUAAAGUGGACCAAAAAUGAUAUAGAAGUAGCAGUGGAGUAUCCUGUCAUCAAAUGCUUAGCUAAUCACGAUGGGACAUUUUAUGUUUUCUCAUACCUGAACUUUGUCCCACAAGAAGGAGACAUCUACAGCUGCACUGUGGAACAUGAGUCACUGGAGAGGCCUCAGACCAUGUUCUGGGAGGUUGACACAGAUGAGAUUAGUAUUGGUCCAGCCGUCUUCUGUGGACUUGGCGUGAGUCUUGGACUUCUUGGAUUUGCUGCAGGAGCUUUCUUUUUUGUGAAAGGAAACCAAUAUCAGGGCAUUACGGACGCUGGUGGCUAAGAUAGAUGCCACAGCAUUGUGAUCACAUCGUCCUUGGUUUGUUUCCAGCCACUGACAUUCAUUUCAUGUCUUUCCCCUCUCAAAAAUGCCCAAAAUACACAAACAUGUACAUGAAUCAAUCUGAGUCACGCACAUCUGUAAUUCACUGAAUUGUAUUUCUCUUCUGUACUGUCUUUUAAAGCGUGACACAAUCCAGGUUUGUCUUUUUUAUUUGUGUUGUCACUUGUUUAAUUGAAGUAUUUUUUUAUCAUUUAUUUUUUCUUAAUAAAUAAACGCACACGAUUGCCACUGUGUCGUAGAUAUGUAUGUUGGAGUGUAUAUAACGUGAUAUGCUUGAAUAACAAACCUUACAAUGAAGAUCAACAAGUUCUCUCUAACAAGUCCCACAAGAUUCUACUUUGGGUCAUAUGCCUGAGUCUGCAGUAUAUGCAAUAUUUAGAUAUGGUCAAAUCAUUGUAGCACUAUGUGAACAUUGUCAGAAUUUUAAACCUUCUACAGAUAUAUAAUUCAUCACAGUGAUCAUUUAGGUGCUUUGACUCAUGUCAGAGUUGGGCUGCCUCUAAUAGUGGAGAUGAUUGGUAAAGUUUUUGCACUACUUUAUAUUUCUGAAAAAUACUCUGAAGACCAACAAGCAAACUUGGGUGUUGGGAGAAUGUGAACUUGUGUCUUGCAUGAAAUCAUUUGAGAGAAAAUAAAGGCAAAGUACAAUAAUUUUCACUGUGAUCAGUCAUUUUAACAAAGUUCCUUAUUCAGAUCAUGCCAGUAAGAAACCUUACUGGCAUGAUCUGAAACCAGCAGUGGACCAGGAGGAAGAUAUUUAACCUCUUAUUUCCUCCUGCUAAAUGACUGCGUGUGAGUUAUUCCUGUUUGGUCUCAUACCUUGCGAACACUUUACCUGCAAGCUUAGUCAGCUGUCCACUUCUUAUUGCUAAGAACUUUGAGGUUGUUUUGACUUAAAGUUUUGCCACCUCAGAACAAUUUCUAAGAGCUUUCUCUCCUUGAAUCAUCUUGAGAAAAUUAUUCUAACUGUUAAUUUCUGAUAGUUUGAUAUUUGUAGAUUUUUUUGUUUAUUGGAUGAAAUUAAUCAUACCCAUUUGAUCUGUAACUGGAAUACUGUAAGGUUUCUUUAUUUCACAGAUAUUUCUUUAUUACACCAAUGACAUAUUUCCCCAUUCUGACCUCCCUCUGCUGAUUUCCAGUUCAGUGUUUUUGUUUAAUGUUUGUUUGAUUUCCAACUUCCUGUUGUCUCUCGGAUUAUUUUUAUUCUUUUUCUUUUUCAUUUCAAUUUCUUGUUUGUGUCUUUCUUCAUCUGUAUGUGGUGUUGUGUUAUUUUUGUCUUGUUACACACUUUUAUUAAACUUUUAUUACAACUGGAAGAUCCUUCAUACAAAGAACUGCUAUCCUAAACCAUGGAACGGAUUUUUGAUAAAAACAUAAAUGAAACAUAAAACAACAAUAGUGAUUGUAAUCAGAAACACCAACCAGGCAGGAAUAAUCAGUAUUAACUUCUGUCGAUAAUGUAAUAGAGAGAGGAAGUUUCAACUGAGCAAAAGGGCGAGUGCAUUCUUUCAUUUUCUUGACAUGUCAGUGCCGCAUUUAUCUCCGACUGCCGCACAUCAGAGCAGCUUUGUUCUUGUAGUUUCCUCCUCGUGGGACAACAUGCAAAUUCAUUUUCUUUUUUUGUGGCUUUUUGUGGUUUUCUCUCUUUUCAGUCCAGUUUUCUUAGAUGGAAAUUAUUCACAGUUCCAAGCAUGUUGUAUAUUCAAUGAUCGAGACUUUGAAGAAGUAGAGUAUAUAGUCACGAAUCUCUAUAACAAGAAAUUGAUGAUGGAGUUCAAUAGCACUAGAGGCAACUGGACCGGGUUCACAGCCUAUUCCAUGGAGAUAGUAAAAAAUCGGAACAAUCCACUUGAUAGAAUACAGAGGGAAUU
Messenger RNA from Seriola aureovittata, 2876 nucleotides. RefSeq names its product H-2 class II histocompatibility antigen, A-Q alpha chain-like. The coding region runs from base 196 to 945 and encodes 249 amino acids. Gene Ontology annotation, cellular component: membrane; MHC class II protein complex. The record is from RefSeq and is a predicted model, not a curated record. Gene Ontology annotation, molecular function: MHC class II protein complex binding. The transcript is spliced from 5 exons. Gene Ontology annotation, biological process: immunoglobulin production involved in immunoglobulin-mediated immune response; immune response; positive regulation of T cell activation. NCBI's taxonomy places the organism in Eukaryota, Metazoa, Chordata, Actinopteri, Carangiformes, Carangidae.